AUGUCCGGUGUUUCAGAAUCAAAUGUUUCUUCCCAAGCUUCUGAAGGAACCAAAAGGAAAUGGGUUCCAGAAGAAGAUGCAGCAUUGGUUGCCUGCAUGGUGGACUUGCACAAUGUUGGAACCUUUAAUGCUGAUACGGGGUUACUAAAAAGGGAUUGGUCAAUCGUGUAUGACAUGCUUAAUGGCCAAAACAAUAGCGGUUUUGGUUGGGAUGAGCAUAGGCAGGUCGUUGUUGCUGAAGAUGCGAGUCAUAAAGAAGCCGGUCAAUUCAAACAUCGUAUUUUCCCUUACUACGACCAACUUACUGCCAUCUACGCACGAGAUCGAGCGACUGGUAAAGAUGCUCAAACAACCAUUGAUGUUAUUGAAGAAAUAAAUGUUCAGGAUCCGCAACCAGGUAGAAACCAAGGGGGUUCCUCAUCUUCAAAGAAGAAAAAGAAGAAUUAUGAUGCAAGUGAUAAUAUUUCUUCUUCAUUUCAUGAGGCUGCCACUUUAUUGGCGGAAAACAUGCGGGCCAUUGGCGAACAAAUCAGUAGGAGUAUUGCCUCCGAUGUGGACUUGAGUUUUAUGACUAUGGCUAGUUCAAACACUCCUAUACCUGUGGAUGAUGUGUUUAAUGAGUAUGAAAGUUCUCUCAAACGUCAAAAGUCUACUACUUCAAAGGUGUGGAUUGAAAUGACAAAGCUUGAAUGCGAGAACAAAAAUGAAUUGAAGGCACAAUGUAAUCACUCGUCAUCUAAUAAGGACAUCACUCAAUACACCAUAGCCACUCAACCAUCACCCGAAGGUGUUCCAUCUAUAAAAAACUACAAGUUUGAUGCUGAUGAGUGUCGUAAAGCUAUUUCUACUUUUCUUGUGUGUGGCAAGCAUUCAUUUAGGACAGUUGAAGAACCAGGCUUUAGAUACAUGAUGAGAAUUGCUAGUCCUAAUUUUAAGAAUAUAAGUAGACAUACAGCUGCUAGGGAUGUCCUAAUGUAUUAUGCAAAAGAGAGAGAUCGUGUUAAAGAAGAGUUGGCUAAAGCACCUGGUUUAAUUUGUCUAACUUCCGAUAAUUGGAACUCAGAGCAUACUAAUGACGGAUAUAUUUGCAUUACUGCUCAUUGGGUUGACAAAGAUUGGAAGCUACAAAAGAGAAUCAUAAGGUUUAGAGCUUUAUUUCCUCAGUAUGAUGGUUUGAACAUAGCAGAUGAACUUGUUUUAUGUUUAUCUCAAUGGGGUAUAGAUAAGAAAAUCUUUAGCAUCACUUUGGAUAAUGCUUCUUAUAAUGAUGUUAUGGUUUCUUGUCUUAAAAAUCGUUUUCGUGCAAACCGAGCUAUUUUGUGUGAUGGUGCUUUUUUUCAAGUUAGAUGUUGUGCACAUAUAUUGAAUCUUAUAGUUAAAACUGGUUUGGAACUUGCUGAUGAUGUUGUUGGUAAGAGUCAAAAUGGAAUUAGGUACAUAAGAAAGUCAGGAAUUCGUAGGAAAAGAUUUUAUGAUGUGGCCGACAAAAGUUUUCAUUUGAAUGUGACCAAAAAGUUGCGUCAAGAUGUGUGUGUGAGAUGGAAUUCUACUUAUUUGAUGCUUGAAUCUUCUCUUUACUAUAAAGAUGUGCUAGAUUAUUGGGGCCAACGGGAUAAAGAUUAUCAAAUGUUUGCACUUUCUAACGAGGAGUGGAGAAAUGUUGCUAUUCUUUGCAAAUUUUUGAAAGUCUUUUAUGAUGUGACUUGUGUUUUUUCUAGUUCUAAUUAUCCAACUGCUAAUCUUUAUUUUAGAGGAGUUUGGAAGGUUCACAAGGUCUUGCUUGAUACAGUUAAAGGUCCUUAUUCGUUUUUAACUCCAAUGGUUAAGCAAAUGCAAGAGAAAUUUAAUAAGUAUUGGGCUGAGUAUUCGUUGAUUUCGUCAUGUGCUGUAAUUUUAGAUCCUCGUUACAAGUUGAAUUAUGUGCAGUAUUGCUUUAUUACAAUCUAUGGUAUUCAUGCUUCAGAUUUUGUUGAGACCAUUCUUAGCAAUCUUAGACUCUCGUUUGAUGAGUAUGUUAAGAAAUCCAAAUCCACGUCUUCCUCUUUGGCUGGGAGUUCUAAUGUUUCGGAUAAAAAUCCUGUUGAUUCUGGUUUGGAUGAACACAAUGAUAGUAGUGCUGAUUUUGGGGGAUAUUUUGAUGAGAGUGAUGAUUAUAAACGGUAUUUAAAUGAAUCUAGCACUAGGAGUGAGAAGUCACAGUUGGACAUUUAUUUGGAAGAACCGGAGCUUGAGUUGAAUAGUCAAAUAGAUGUUUUAGAUUAUUGGAGCAAAAGUUCAGUUCGAUACAAUGAGCUUUCAUUAUUGGCUCGUGAUCUUUUGGCAAUUCCAAUAUCGACUGUAGCUUCCGAAUCGGCUUUUAGCAUGGGUAAGAAAGUUAUCACACCUUUGAGGAGUUCGCUUAAGCCAAAAACGGUUCAAGCCGUUGUUUGCUUGGAUGAUUGGAUGCGAGCUAAGGGGUUUUUAGCAGAAAUUGGUUGCAAAAAGGACGAUGAGGACGAUGAGGACGAUGAUGAUGAUGAUGUUUCUUCAGUAGCUUUUUAA
Messenger RNA from Gossypium raimondii (Peruvian cotton), 2541 nucleotides. RefSeq names its product zinc finger BED domain-containing protein DAYSLEEPER-like. The transcript has 7 exons. Gene Ontology annotation, molecular function: DNA binding; protein dimerization activity. The coding region runs from base 1 to 2541 and encodes 846 amino acids. NCBI's taxonomy places the organism in Eukaryota, Viridiplantae, Streptophyta, Magnoliopsida, Malvales, Malvaceae. The record is from RefSeq and is a predicted model, not a curated record.